Messenger RNA from Punica granatum (pomegranate), 2690 nucleotides. The record is from RefSeq and is a predicted model, not a curated record. NCBI's taxonomy places the organism in Eukaryota, Viridiplantae, Streptophyta, Magnoliopsida, Myrtales, Lythraceae.
CCUCUGAUUUCAAGUCUCAAUUAUUAAUCACUUUGGCAUCGUCCGACAAGGAAGGAACCGACGGGGAGGCUCUCUCUGUAAGUCCGGAUUCGCUUGGUGUCUUUCUUCUUGUCACCAUCGACCUGAUAGGAAAAGGAACCGGUCGAGUUCAUGCUAUGAAAUGAGAGUGGGGGAGGAGGACAGAGAAAUAUACAACAGCGGGGAGGGAGUGAAGUGAAAUCUUGGCCCCGCGUUGUCGAUGGCGGCUGCCACUAACUCGUUAACGCAGUGCCCGCCUCUGGGAUUCGGGGCCAAGUACUAUCACGUGUCGGCGGACGGAGGGAGCUGUGUUAGGGACAGCAGCUUCUUCGGGGGGAAGCCCGUGCUGAACCAGGGAGUUGGGUACUCCGUGAUUCUCGGGUUCGGGGCCUUCUUCGCCGUCUUCACCUCUUUCCUGGUUUGGCUAGAAAAACGUUAUGUUGGGUCACGCCACACCUCGGAAUGGUUCAACACAGCUGGAAGGAGUGUUAAGACAGGGCUCAUUGCCAGUGUGAUUGUAUCGCAGUGGACAUGGGCGGCCACGAUCUUGCAAAGCUCCAAUGUUGCCUGGGAAUAUGGAGUUAGCGGACCCUUCUGGUACGCCAGCGGAGCCACGAUUCAGGUCCUCUUGUUCGGGAUUAUGGCCAUAGAGAUCAAAAGAAAGGCUCCUCAUGCUCAUACUGUAUGCGAAAUUGUAAAAGCACGAUGGGGGACUCCGGCUCAUAUCGUCUUUUUGGUCUUCUGCUUCAUGACGAAUAUAAUUGUGACCGCUAUGCUUCUCCUCGGUGGCUCUGCUGUCGUUAAUGCUCUCACUGGGGUGAACAUUUACGCCGCUAGCUUCUUGAUCCCACUUGGGGUGAUAAUCUACACGCUAGCCGGUGGUCUGAAAGCCACCUUCUUGGCAAGCUACAUACAUUCUGUUAUAGUGCAUGUGGUUUUAGUCAUCUUUGUGUACUUAGUAUACACUGCUAGUUCUGAGCUCGGAAGUCCUAGCGUCGUAUAUAGGCGUCUUCUGGAGGUAUCAAGCAGAUCGAGGAUAUGCCAGGAGCCGAUUUCCCAUACGGGCCAAUCUUGUGGUCCUGUGAGUGGCAACUACAAAGGGUCAUACUUGACCAUGUUGAGUUCUGGUGGGCUUGUUUUCGGAAUCAUCAAUAUUGUUGGGAACUUUGGCACAGUUUUUGUAGACAAUGGAUAUUGGGUAAGUGCGAUAGCUGCACGACCUUCGUCGACGCAUAAGGGAUACUUGUUGGGCGGACUUGUAUGGUUUGCUGUUCCAUUCUCUUUGGCGACCUCGCUUGGCCUUGGAGCUCUGGCCCUCGACUUACCAAUUAAUGCAAGUGAGGCGAGCCACGGCCUUGUCCCUCCAGCUACCGCAAUUGCCCUGAUGGGAAAAUCGGGAUCUGUAUUACUCCUCACUAUGCUCUUCAUGGCCGUGACUUCUGCCGGUUCCUCGGAGCUAAUAGCAGUGUCCUCACUCUGCACAUAUGACAUCUACCGAACUUACAUUAACCCGAAUGCAACAGGCAAGAAAAUCCUGCUAGUCUCUAGGAGCAUAAUCCUUGGAUUUGGGUGCUUCAUGGGAUUGUUAGCAGUAAUCCUCAAUAAGGCUGGAGUCUCGCUCGGGUGGAUGUACCUCGCAAUGGGAGUCAUAAUCGGCUCUGCAGUCCUUCCAAUCGCAUUCAUGCUCCUGUGGAGGAAGGCGAACGCGUUUGGAGCAAUUCUCGGGACGAUUAUUGGAUGUCUCAUUGGGAUCAUAACUUGGGUAUCUGUUGCAAAAAUUGAAUACGGGCGAGUCAACCUGGAAACAACUGGUAGAAAUGCUCCGAUGCUCGCUGGCAACCUCGUGUCGAUCCUCUUUGGAGGGGCUGUUCACGCCAUUUGCAGUAUGAUUUGGCCACAGAACUACGAUUGGGAGACCACAAAGGAUAUCACGACAGUUGAGAAGGUCCAGAGCGAGCUGCCGGCCGAGGAGUUCAAGGAGGAGAAGCUGGUGAAAGCCAAGGCUUGGAUUGUUAAGUGGGGUAUCGGGUUUACCCUCGUUAUCGUGGUCGUGUGGCCUAUCAUGUCUCUUCCUGCAAGGGAAUUCAGUAGAGGGUACUUCACAUUCUGGGCUGUCAUCUCGAUCGCAUGGGGAACAGUAGGCUCCGCUGCGAUCAUCGCACUGCCUCUGAUGGAGAGCUGGCAGACGAUACGGAGCGUGUGCAUCGGAAUGUUCACCAAUGACAUGCUUAUGGAGAAGAUUGAGGAGAUCAACCUCAAGCUGCAUUCCAUCGUCACUUCGAUGCCUGAAGCCGAGAGGUUGUACCUUCUCCAGAAGGAGAAGAUCAAGAAGAUGGAGGCAGCCGAGCAACAAGUCCAACCCACACCCUAAUUGCCCGUAUGAUCAUGUUAAGAAAGUGUUAAAAGCCAGCGCAAAGUGAUCAAAAGGUGUUAAAAGUCCGCGCAAAGAGAGUGACCGAUGGCCCAGCUCAUUUCGUGUGCUCAAAAGCAUCCUGUUAAAGGGCUUUGUUGAUUACAAGGGUGUCGCCAAUCUGUACAACAGUUCCCAUACACAAUGUAAAUGGAAUAAAUCACGUCUUUCCCUAGUAUAACACAAUGAUUCUGGUGUAUGUCUCUCGUGCUAUAACUGAUUGACCAGAACAAAUUUCCCCAAUGAAGAGAUCAAUUAUGCG